AUGCAUAAUUGUACCAGAUUGGAAAGACGACAGGCCAUGAGCGAGAACAAGCAUGGUCUCUACACCGAGAUUGACAAUGAAAAGGAGUUUAUGAAUAUUACUACUUCCGAAAAAUAUGUCGUUGGUCACUUUUUCCACAAGGACUUUAGAAGAUGUAAAAUCAUGGACACUCAUUUGGAGAAAUUGGCUGCUAAACAUUAUGGUACUCGAUUUAUUCGAAUUGAUGUUCAAAACGCGCCUUUCUUAGUAGAGAAGCUUCAGGUUCAAACACUUCCAUGUGUUAUGGCGUGGGUUAAUGGUUACUGCCAAAUCAAACUGAUUGGGUUUGAUGAACUUGGAAAUUCGGAUGGCUUCCAGACAUCUCUCUUGGAGUUAAAGUUAAAUAACUCGGGUAAGUGA
This is a messenger RNA of Phycomyces blakesleeanus NRRL 1555(-), 399 nucleotides long. RefSeq lists its product as hypothetical. The coding region runs from base 1 to 399 and encodes 132 amino acids. The record is from RefSeq and is a predicted model, not a curated record. Lineage: Eukaryota; Fungi; Mucoromycota; Mucoromycetes; Mucorales; Phycomycetaceae. Gene Ontology annotation, cellular component: cytoplasm. The transcript has 3 exons.